UGGUCAUUCCUCUCGUGAGCUGUGUCUGUAAAUGGUGAAGUCUGCAGAAGGCGGAAUAAGAGACACUCAGUACUUGAGGAACAAACAAUUAGCCUUCAAAGCAGGAAAUUAAAGUGGGGGCCAAGUCUGUAAAAGGAUAAAAUACCACCUUCGCCCCGCCCACUGCACACUUUUGGCCGAGGAACCUGCAGAGCCUGUCUGAGCCUGCAAGCCACCGCAGGUUGAAAGGAGAGAAGACUGUGCCAUGGCUCUGUUGACCCUGCGUCGGCUCCCGUCCAUCUCCUCCGCUCCAAAUGAAACCCUUCAGAGGAGAGCAACGCUUCAGAAAAGGGAGAGCUUCGCCCUGGUGAAGGGGGCGGUCCUCCUGCUGGAAGAGGGUGAGAGGGUGGGCAUCGAUGAGGAAACUUCUUCCUCUCCACCUUCUCCUGGUGAGGAAGGCGAUCGAGCGUCAGACAAACGGCACAAACAGCUUCAUGCCAUGGUGGAACAGCUCCGACCGGAAGACACCAUGAAGCUGGCGGUGCAGUUGGAGUCCAUCAGCUCGGUCAGAGUCAGAUAUCUGAUCGUCGUCUGCACCGUCGGCAACAAACAAGAGAGCAUCCUGCUGGGCAUGGAUUUCCCCAACUCAGACAGCGACCAGUGCACCAUCGGCCUGGUCCUGCCCAUAUGGAGCGACACACAGGUGUAUCUGGACGGAGACGGUGGUUUCAGCGUCACCGCUGCUGAAGAGACCAGAAUCUUUAAGCCUGUUUCCAUGCAGACCAUGUGGUCUGUCCUGCAGGCGCUGCACGGCUGCACUGAGCGCGCCGUCAGUGCAGCGGUGAUCCCAGGAAACGGUCUGGAGUGGGCCGAGCACUACCACCAGCACACUGAGUCGGACCGCUUCUGCCUCAACGAGUGGGAGGCCAUGAACGACCUGGAGUCAGUGCGCAGUGACGGCCAGAGCUCGGCAAACAGAUUGUCCGACGAGACGCUGAUCAAAGAGCAGCUGAGAGACAUCCUGAGCACUGAAGACCUGGACAACCUCACGUCUAAAAUGGUGCACUCCGCUCUGGAGACCAGGAUAGGCUUCGACAUGAAACCCUUCAAGGAGUACAUAGACAAUGAGAUCCUGGUCACCAUGGCUCAGAUGGAUAAUCCCUCCAAAAUAUUUGACUUCCUUUACCUGGGCUCUGAGUGGAACGCAGCUAACUUUGAGGAGCUGCAGAAAAACAAUGUGGGAUAUAUUCUGAAUGUGACCAGGGAGAUUGACAACUUUUUCCCAGAGUCCUUCACUUACAUGAACAUCAGAGUGUACGAUGUGGAGGCCAGCGACCUGCUGCCUCACUGGACCGACACGUUCAACUUCAUCAACACGGCCAGGGACAGUGGACAGGCCGUGUUGGUGCACUGUAAGAUGGGCGUUUCUCGCUCUGCCUCCACGGUGAUGGCCUACGCCAUGAAGGAGCAUCACUGGUCGCUGGAGAUGGCGUUGGACUACGUCAGGGAUCGCAGGUCCAUCGCCAAGCCCAACGAAGGCUUCACGAGGCAGCUGCAGACCUACAACGGCAUCCUCAACGCCAGCCAGCAGCGCCACAGCACACUCUGGAGGAGGAGGUCGAGAGACCACAGACAGAAGUCAGUCCGCAAGGAGGAGAGACGGGAGGCAGGAAAGCCAGAGGAGGACGAGGAGGACGAGGAGGGCGAUGAGGAUUCUGAGGGAUUUGGCGAUUAUGACCUGACGGAUGAAGAGAGUCCAGAUGAAAAAGAUGUUUGUAGCCUGGAUGAAAAAGAUGAAGCGAAGGAAGAGACAGACUUGUUUGAAGAGCCCCUCCCCCAGUCGGAGACCAACCAGGGGCCCGAGCCGACACCAAACUGCUCUAUUACAGUGAACGAACCAGACAAGGUGGCUCCGAGUGUAAAUCGCAGCGGCAGGAUGAACCUCUUCUCUCUCAUGCAGUCCAUCAGUGAUGAAGACAAAGGACGAGAGCAGCUCCUCGGCAGUCCAUCGCGGUCUCCACGGCAGCGAAGGAGUAGCCAAAAGCGUCUGACUCACCAGAGAGCCUGCACGGACGUUUCACCUGAGCCACGAAGCCUGCCUGGCGCGAGUGAAAACAAACCCUGAAGACAGAGGGGCAGGGAGAAAGAGGAGGGAGCGGGACCCAUGAAGGAGGAAGAAGAUGGCUGGGGGGGGGGGGAUGAUGAUUCAUAUCUUUGUUCCAAAUUAUUAUAACUGAUGACGGUUCACUUUUGAUAUUAGGAUUAUACUGUAAUAUACCACUGAAAGUCAGGGUGGCUGAAGUCAUUAUUAUUGUACUUAGUUGUAAUAUUAUUAUGGGAUUCUUCAGUGUUUUUAGAACAUCUCCUUUCCUUCCUUCUUCCGCUCUCGCAUCACCCCUCCACAGAAUCUAUGCAAAAACGUUUCUGCUUUUCUCCUUCUCUGUGAAUAUGAGGAUGUAUGCUGCCAGUCCAAGUUCUCCCAUCAGAAGUCUUUUCCACGUGACGCUCAUUGUUGACAGAUGGGAGGAGUUCAUGUUAUCGAAGCUGUGCAUCAUGGACCAAGUCAGGGCCAGUUUUAUAGCACAAGCCAAACCACGUAUUCUAAUGUGCCAAUGAAUAUAUUGAAAGUAAUGUUAGGAACCAAUUUCACUCCUUUUAUUUGAUUCUUUCUAUUUAAACACCAGAGCUGUAGGAGUGCCUUCAACCUGAGAAUGAUUACGACUCUAUGACUGGUGAUGUGUAUGUCUUUACUCCGAGGUGGUGGCUGCGUAUUGUAUGACUCUUGUACUGUUUCUCUGAUUACAGUUUAAUGUGACUUCCCAAAGCUUUUUGCAUGUAUGCAUAAAGCAUAUGUAGACCUUGUGUAUAUAUAUAUAUGUAUAUCUAUAUAUAUCUAUAUAUGUAUAUGUGUAUGUAUAUAUAUAUACAUAUAUAUAUAUAUAUAUACACAGAACUGCUGAUGACCUGGGUGCAUGUUAUGCGUUUUUGUACCAACGUGUUCGACCUCAGGGUUUUCUCAUGUAUUUAUAAGGCUGUUUUAUGAAUUAAGCUAAAUUAUUCAAAAUACUGUUUUCAGACUCACGAUCACUGGAUGCUGAGACGCAAUAUUUUAAUUUCAUGCUGGUAGUUUUUAUCCAGUGAACCCAAAGCUAAAGCUUUAUUUAACCUGCAUGCUUACAUUUAAAGAGAACAUGCACUUUAUAAUCUCACAACACACGCUCCCCACUGCCUGAGCCAGCGACACACUGUACUAUGAAUAAAAUGAUCAAUGCCUUUUU
Messenger RNA from Notothenia coriiceps (black rockcod), 3257 nucleotides. Its product is annotated as protein phosphatase Slingshot homolog 3. Gene Ontology annotation, molecular function: phosphatase activity; actin binding. Gene Ontology annotation, biological process: protein dephosphorylation; negative regulation of actin filament polymerization. The transcript has 17 exons. NCBI's taxonomy places the organism in Eukaryota, Metazoa, Chordata, Actinopteri, Perciformes, Nototheniidae. The coding region runs from base 245 to 2104 and encodes 619 amino acids. The record is from RefSeq and is a predicted model, not a curated record.